Rhinocladiella mackenziei CBS 650.93 is the source of this 1788-nucleotide messenger RNA. RefSeq lists its product as uncharacterized. Gene Ontology annotation, biological process: glycerophospholipid biosynthetic process; lipid modification. NCBI's taxonomy places the organism in Eukaryota, Fungi, Ascomycota, Eurotiomycetes, Chaetothyriales, Herpotrichiellaceae. The coding region runs from base 1 to 1788 and encodes 595 amino acids. Gene Ontology annotation, cellular component: endoplasmic reticulum; membrane. The record is from RefSeq and is a predicted model, not a curated record. The transcript is spliced from 2 exons. Gene Ontology annotation, molecular function: 1-acylglycerol-3-phosphate O-acyltransferase activity; 1-acylglycerophosphocholine O-acyltransferase activity.
AUGUUUCCUGGAAUUAAUAUUCCAUAUCUCUAUCUCUCCAAAGCCAUCGGAGCAUCCGUCGAUGAGGUCAAAUUGAUCAGCAUAUUCCUCUUUUCGUAUCCUCUGGCCGCGGCCCUGAAACGAAUUCCCGAUGUAAAGCCAUGGCAGAAGAACUUGUUUAUCACGGCGGUGUCGCUAUUUUACCUCGUGGGGAUCUUCGACCUGUGGGAUGGAGUCCGGACGCUGCUCUAUAGUUCGGUCGGAGCCUACGCAAUAGCAUACUACAUUGAUGGCUCCCUCAUGCCCUGGAUUGCGUUUGUCUUUCUCAUGGGACAUAUGUCAAUCAGUCAUAUUCAGCGGCAGAUGCUCAAUGACCCGUCGGUCAUCGAUAUCACGGGGGGGCAGAUGGUCUUGGUCAUGAAAUUGAGCGCCUUCUGCUGGAACGUUCACGAUGGACGUCUCAAACCCGAACUCAUGACCGACAGCCAGAAAGAGCGCGCCAUUUACCAGAUGCCCGACUUCAUCGAUUACGCCGGCUAUGUGUUCUUCUUCCCCUCCGUCUUCACGGGGCCAGCGUUCGAUUAUGUCGAUUAUCGUCACUGGAUCGAGACCACCAUGUUCGACGUCCCUCCGGGUACCAAAACGCCUCCUCCGACGAGGGGUAAGCGCCGCAUUCCACGUUCAGGCACUCCCGCAGCGUGGAAGGCCAUCACGGGCCUUGCCUGGAUCGGCCUCUACAUCCAAUUCUCCGGCUGGUAUAACGUCGACGUGGUCCUCUCGGAUCAAUACAUGAAAUAUUCCUUCCCCUAUCGGGUGUGGCUCCUGUACAUGCUCGGCUUCACUUCUCGACUGAAAUAUUACGGCGUUUGGACCUUGACUGAAGGCGCUUGUAUCAUGGCCGGAAUAGGCUAUAACGGAAUUGACCCCGCCACGGGCAAAGCGAAAUGGGACCGUGUCCAAAAUGUGUAUCCAUGGGGCAUUGAAAGCGCCCAAAAUUCACACGCAUACCUCGACGGCUGGAACAAGAACACCAACAAGUGGCUGCGCAACUACGUCUACCUGCGCGUGACACCGAAGGGCAAAAAGCCAGGGUUCCGCGCCACCCUGGCGACCUUUAUCACAUCCGCAUUCUGGCACGGCUUCUAUCCCGGAUACUACCUGACCUUCCUCAUGGGCGCACUCAUUCAGACCGUGGCGAAGAAUUUCCGCCGAUACGUUCGACCAUUUUUCCUCACGCCGGAUGGGAGCAAGCCGACAAAAUACAAAAUUUACUACGACAUCGCGGGUUACAUAGCCACGCAACUAGCAUUUUGCUUCACGACGGCGCCCUUCGUGAUUCUCGGAUUCAACGACUCCCUCACAGUUUGGGCGCGAGUCUACUUCUACGCAGUCAUUGGCGUCGCGCUGUCCAUGGCCUUCUUCGCCUCCCCGGCGAAGGCCUAUCUGAUCCACACGCUGGACAAACGUAACUACCCAUAUGUGCACAAAACCGUCGCUCAAGAAACAACUCGGCCACCCACACUUGGUCUGCCGGAUGAUCCGGAAAGGGAAAUCGACGAAGCCAUUGAGGAGAUCCGGCAGGAAGUCGAGGUCCGAAGGCGCAGCGGCAGUAAAGUCACCAUGCCCAGCGGGGAGGGUCUCAAGGCUGCAAUUGAGGGGAAAUUGGGUCGGAAAUUGAAUUUCCCUGAGUUUAACGUGGGCCCGAGUGCUGGUGCCGACGUUGUCGAUGGCAAGACUGCGAAGGAGAAUGGAGAGAGUCUCAAUUCGACCUCGAUUACCGUGGGUGAGAGUGACAAGAAAUCGAAAUGA